UCGGCGACACUUGACCGGAAGAGUCGCAGAGGAAAAGAAAAACAAAAUGGCAUCGGGCUUGGAUCACGGGCUGAAAAGAAGUGUUUGGAAAAGAAUAAAAGAAACCAUAAUUGAAGACUGCAGAAAGUCAGACUCAUGGAAGAUCUUGAUCCUGGAUCCAUUCACGACCAAACUUCUGUCAUCAUGCUGCAAAAUGUCAGAUCUGAUGGCAGAAAAAAUCACUAUUGUGGAGGACUUGUACAAAAGCCGAGAGCCUGUUUUAGAAAUUAAGGCCAUCUACUUCAUGACACCAACAACUAAGUGUGUGGACGCCUUCAUUCGAGACUUCAAGCCCAAACCCAAAUAUAAAUCAGCGUAUGUUUAUUUCACCGACUACUGUCCCGAUGACCUCUUCAACAACAUGAAGCUCUCAUGUGGAAAGUACAUCCGAGUCUGUAAAGAAAUCCACAUUUCCUUCAUGCCUCAAGAAGCACAAGUAUUCACAUGCAACAACCCUGGAGCCUUCCACAGUAUCUACAGCCCGCACAGCCAGGACAGAAAGAGGACACUGGAGACGCUGGCCGACCAACUGGUGACUCUAUGUGACACCCUGGAUGAGUACCCAGGGGUCAGAUACAAGAAGGACAGCAACAUGGAGAAUGCAAAGAUACUUGCUGAGCUGGUGGACAACAAACUGGCCAAACAUUACGACCUAGACGAGAGUGGGAAGAAAAAGGGAAAGACUCAAGCCCAGCUCUUGAUCCUGGAGCGAGGGUUUGAUCCUGUCAGUCCCAUUUUACAUGAACUCACCUACCAGGCCAUGGCCUACGACCUCGUGGACAUCAAUGAAGACACAUACAAGUAUAAGGCUAAAGACGGAGCAGAGAAACAGGCUCUUCUCAAUGAGGACGACAUGCUGUGGGUUAAGAUUCGGCACAAACACAUCGCAGAAGUCACAGAACUAAUUCCAAAGAUGGUGAAAGAAAUCUCUGCCAGCAAGAAGCAGCCGGAUGCAAAGAUUACAAUUAGUAAUUUGUCCCAGAUGAUGAAGAAGAUGCCUGCAUUCCGUAAACAAAUCACAGAGAAAACGGUCCAUCUACAGUUGGCUGAGGACUGCAUGAGACAGUUUCAGAACAACGUUGAGAAAUUGUGCAAAGCUGAACAGGACCUGGCCGUGGGCUCAGACGUGGAGGGGGUCAAAGUGAAGGACCCUAUGAGGACGCUACUUCCCGUGUUACUCCAUCCCUACAGUAUCCCAGACAAGAUCCGAGCCGUGCUGCUGUAUAUCUUCAGUGUUAACGGAACAACAGAAGAAAACUUGAAUAAACUCAUCCAACAUGUGAAGAUAGAAGACCAAAAGGAAUUUAUCCUGAACUGGAAAGAGCUGGGAGUUCCCAUUAUUACAUCGCCAAGUUUAUUCUCCCGAAAACCAUCCCGGAGAGACCGAUCUCAGGGGGAAACCUAUAACCUGUCGAGAUGGACACCAGUCAUUAAAGACAUCAUGGAGGAUGCGGUGGAGAACAAACUGGACACCAAAGACUGGCCUCAUCAGUCGGAGUGUCCGGCCGCAUGGAAUGGCUCUGGAGCGGUCAGCGCCCGUCAAAAGCACAAGCCGAGCUCCCAGGAUGAGCGGAGGGGCGCCAGGUUGAUCAUCUUUAUCAUCGGAGGGGUCACACACUCAGAGAUGCGCUGUGCCUAUGACGUCACCCAGGCAGUCAAGUCCUGUGAAGUCAUCAUCGGUUCAUCUCAUAUUCUCACACCGACCAGCCUCCUCAAUGACAUCAAGGCUCUGAGCAAAGGCCCUAUGGAGACUUUUAAUAUCGAUGAGCGAAGCAACGCCUGAAAUAACAAGAAGCACCUAACCACAUCCCCAAUGUCCAGUUACUGUUUCUCUGCACACUGCACUGUUGGGAACCAAAGGGUGUGUUCACACUUAGUCCUGGUUUGAGCCCAUUUUAGUCCUGAUGGUGGAUUUGGUUUGAUCCUGUUCUAAUCCUUGUAGGUUGGGUUCACGUGAUAUCACAACAACCCUUUAUUUUAACAUGGAGGUGGAGGACAGGUCAGAAUUCUGUGGUGGAUUUUGCUGUUUAAUCAUCAUAUUACAGAGAUAUUAACCAUAAACCAGGUCAACAUCUGCAAUAACUGGGCCUAUCCACAUGAAACCAAAACUGGCACAAAGUUCAAUGUCUUUUGUCGGCCUAAAUAAGGUGACUUUUUUUCGCAAUGCUGACAUUAUUCAACCCCAAAGAUGUAACUGUUGUCAGUCAAAAGGACUUUAAGACAUGAGAUUAAUAUAUCUGGUUUGUGUACGCAAUCCUUAACAAAUUAUUGAUGCAUUUGAACAUUUGUGGAUCAUAACUUUGGAUAUUUCUUUCAAAAACAGUAAAAGUCCCAUAGAGUUACAUAGCCCUUGCCCGCCGUCUGAGAUUUUGACAUCAAAUUAUAGAACGUGAACGCAAUCUAUUUAGUCAGGGUUUAGUCCAGGUUUAGAUCCAGUUUAGGAAGUGUGAAUGCACUCAAAGACAUAAGGGAAUCCACUAUAUUUAUAUCAUUGUAAUUAUACAUUUUAAUCUUCUCUACAGUUCUUUUAAUGAGGGAAAGUUGCUUCAAUCUGACGUUUAAAUGUUAUAAGAUUUUUUGCUGACUGAACAAAGAAUUAUUUACACGUUAAUACAAAUAACUAGUCGGUAAACUUUUUUCACUGUGUUUAACUUGGGAGACCUUACAAUGUCAUUGUCCACACUGCCUUAGGUGUUUGCCUUUACAAUAAAUAUUUACCUGUGUUAAAUGUAUGAGAUUAAUAACUCUGGCUAUUGUAUAUACCCUAAAUAGCACUGCUUCAGCCAGAGUUUUUGGUUGUUACUGUUUGAUCACAAUAUGUAAUUUUGAAAUGUUUUAACAGAGAAUAUUGACCCUUUUAAAUGUUGAAUUGCAGACUAAUAAAGAAUGAAGUGAUUCAAA
Periophthalmus magnuspinnatus is the source of this 2940-nucleotide messenger RNA. It is a transcript of the gene stxbp3, whose product is annotated as syntaxin binding protein 3. The transcript is spliced from 19 exons. Lineage: Eukaryota; Metazoa; Chordata; Actinopteri; Gobiiformes; Gobiidae. Gene Ontology annotation, molecular function: syntaxin binding. The record is from RefSeq and is a predicted model, not a curated record. Bases 47 to 1822 code for a protein of 591 amino acids. Gene Ontology annotation, biological process: intracellular protein transport; vesicle-mediated transport; neurotransmitter secretion. Gene Ontology annotation, cellular component: secretory granule; plasma membrane.